Lichtheimia ornata is the source of this 3138-nucleotide messenger RNA. RefSeq lists its product as uncharacterized. Lineage: Eukaryota; Fungi; Mucoromycota; Mucoromycetes; Mucorales; Lichtheimiaceae. Gene Ontology annotation, molecular function: RNA binding. The record is from RefSeq and is a predicted model, not a curated record. Bases 1 to 3138 code for a protein of 1045 amino acids. The transcript has 8 exons.
AUGAUGAAGGAACCUGGCUCUAUGCGACAAGCGUACGCCACAUCAAGGGACCUAGAUGUCGUACUUGAAGAGAAUGAAGCUGGCGUUUCAAUGUCACAAGGAGGCAUGAGCUACUUGGAUCAAGUUCUAGACCCAACAAUGUCCAACUCGCUUAGCUUCUUGAGAGGUGCACAUACGAAGACGACAACCACGUCUAGUUCAGCAUACCACGAUAUCCCCACUACCUCUUCCAUGGAUACGACUCGUUCUACUCUUCCAAUGCGACGUGCACGUGCUGGAACUAUGCCAUCCAUGGUGCAUUUACCAGAGGAACGUGCCCAUCGAUCUCCUUUACUUCGACCUUCAGCAGCAGCAGCAGUAGCAGCAGCCGAUACUCGUCAUCGUUCAGGAUCACUUAAUCUCCCUGUGCCCCCUCCAUUGACUAUCUUUGGCUCCUCAUGGUCUUCUGGUAUGGAUGUUAACCAACAACAACAAGAACAGAAUCAACAGCAACAACAGCAACAAGUGCGUUCUUCGUUGCCAUCCCCUGCCACUGAGCAAUUGUUACGUGGUGAUAGAGAUUUCAGCAUUGCGCGUACUUUACGUUCUCUUGGAUUGGAAGAUGAAAGCAAUGUCCCCACUGGUGCUGGUGCUGGUGCUGCCCCUGCUACUACAGCUACCAAUAAUGGAUUGUAUCAUCAUCAUCACCAUCACCAUACUCCUUAUUCUCAGCAUCAUCAUCAUCGUCAAGAGCAACCACCUGCACCUGCUACAGACAUCCUAGUCCCAGGAACCCAAGGUCGUUCACUUUUAUCCGGCAAUCGUAGUCGCUCUUAUUCAGUCAAUGCAGCGAGUCGUUAUCAGGAUCGUACAAUACCUGCACACAUUGCUCCACCAUUGGCUCCUCAAGCUGCAACCCAACCACCCACUACAACACCAGCAGCACCACAACCACCCACCACUUCUCCUCCCAUGCGUACUACUCGUGCACGUGCUAGUACUUUUGCCAACCCACUCGAUAGUUUGACAGUUCAACGCAAUCGACCUAGAGCUUCCAGCAUGGGACGUAUGGAUUAUGAUCGUGGCAUGAAUCCUCCUUCUUCUCUUUGGCAAAUGCAACUUCCCACUCUUGAUUCAGUCACAGAUGAUGAAUCAUCUUAUGUUGAUCGUGAAUUUGCUACCAAGCAACCAGAGUCUUCAUUGUCAUUGGGUGAUUCAGAAUUAUUGGCCAACAUGCUUCACACGCAACAAGUUUACAAUGACACUAUUCCAUCUGAGCAACAUCAAGAUACCGUGUAUAUGAAUGGCAAUGGGGUGCCUGAGCCAUAUCUCCAUUAUAGCCAAUCGACGCCCACGUUCCGUAAUCACCAAGCUCAGAUGAUGCCUUCCACUAGCUCACCCACUCAAACAGCUACUCGCUCCUUGUGGAUUGGCAAUAUCGAUUCAACCGUCACCAUUGAAAACUUGACUCAGCUCUUCUCAUCCUUUGGUCCUAUUGAGAGCGUGCGUUUGCUAUUGGAGAAGGAAUGUGCAUUUGUCAAUUUCUUCCAUGUCGAGGAUGCUGUGCGUGCCAAGGAAGAGGUGCUUGGAAGAUUAGGUGGUCGUGUCGGCAACUGUAUCGUACGUAUUGGUUAUGGAAGAGCUGAUGCUGCUAUCCCUGAUACCACAGCACUACAACCUACACGUGCUCUAUGGCUUGGCAAUAUCCCUUCGGGCAUGGCUCCGUCCACUUUGCAGCACAUUUUUUCUUCCUUUGGUGCCAUCGAGUCUGUGCGUGUACUUUCACACAAGAAUUGCGGCUUUGUCAACUUUGAGCAAGUCGAUAGUGCAUCCAAGGCUCGUGAAGCAUUGCUCCAGAAUGAGAUUGGUGUUCAAGGUUUUGCUGGUGUGCGUGUUGGAUUUGCCAAAGUCCCUCCAGCCAAGACAGGUGCAGCUAAUGAUGGUAUUACCACUACUACUUCUGGAGUUGUAAACGCCAACAGCAGCAAUGGUGUCACCAAAUUACAUGGCGAUAAUGAUCGUGCGACCAUGGAAGAUGGCAAUUCGUGGCUCACUGACCUUUGGAGUAUCAUGAAAGAAUACGGUGCUGAAGACAAGGCUUUGAACUUGGUAAAAGCACUUGAAACAUCAUCUGGCUAUUUCGAAUCAAUCCCACCUGUCCCUGAAUUUGGUGCUACAAGGAAAUUUGAUGCCGCUCGUUUGCGUGAGAUCCGUAAAAAGUUGGAUAAUGCAGGUCAUGGCACCAAGGAAGUGGAGACCAUUGCAUACGAUUGUAUGGAUGAAAUUGCUGAGCUAAGCAGCGAUUACAUUGGCAAUACGGUUGUCCAACGACUUUUCGAAAAGUGCACAGAGGAUACCAAAGCUGCUAUGCUCAAACGCAUUGGACCUCACAUGGCAGCCAUCAGCGUACACAAGAAUGGAACCUGGGCAGCACAAAAGAUUAUAGACACAAUCAAGACACCUGAACAGAUUCAUCUCGUGUGCACUCAUUUACGUCCCUAUGUACCUCCAUUGCUAUUGGAUCAAUUUGGCAACUAUGCUGUGCAAUGCUGUCUUCGGUUGGGUGAUGGCAACAACCAAUUCAUCUUUGACGCAAUGGUCGAGAAGCUUCUCAAUGUCGCACAAGGUCGAUUUGGUGCUCGAGCCAUGCGUGGCACUUUGGAUAAUCAACACGUCACAUUGAAUCAAAAGAUCUUUGUUGCAGCCGCUUUGACUCAGAAUGCUUUGUCACUUUCAACCAAUCCUAAUGGUGCCUUGCUGCUAUCGUGGUUGAUGGAAUCAUCCAAUCUUGAAAAGCGACAUUUACUGCUUGCCAAGCGCCUCAAACCACAUUUAGUACAAGUGGCCACACACAAGCUCGGAUCACAGACAUUGCUCAAGCUUGUUAAUCAAGAUAAUGAAGAUGAGGCACGAAGAGUCGUCUUAGAAGCUAUCACCGACAAGGACGCGUUACAAGAGAUUGUUUCCGAUUCAGUGCGUGGUUCGCCCUUAAUCCAAAAGAUAAUUGCGAGCUCUUAUAUUUCGGAGGAACAACAGGAGCAACUCGUUGACCAAGUGUGUCCUCUUCUUGGCAAGUUACAAGGUCCAGGACAUAAGAAAUUAUUGGAUGAGCUCGAGAACAACAUGAACAACAACAAUAGCGAUCACCAUAGUCAGUAA